Pundamilia nyererei is the source of this 5023-nucleotide messenger RNA. RefSeq names its product plexin-A1-like. Gene Ontology annotation, biological process: regulation of cell migration; semaphorin-plexin signaling pathway. The record is from RefSeq and is a predicted model, not a curated record. The transcript is spliced from 31 exons. Lineage: Eukaryota; Metazoa; Chordata; Actinopteri; Cichliformes; Cichlidae. Gene Ontology annotation, molecular function: semaphorin receptor activity; protein binding. Gene Ontology annotation, cellular component: semaphorin receptor complex; plasma membrane. The coding region runs from base 1 to 4437 and encodes 1478 amino acids.
AUGCAUUCUCUGGCCUCAUCGUCCUCUUCUCCAUCGACCCGAGCUCUUGGUUUCACCUUGAAGUCCUCAGUCUCACAUGCUUAUGUGGAGGGCAUCCCCAGACGGAUACUGGUGAACUCCAUUUCCCAGCCUGCCGUGUUGUAUGAAAAUGUUGUGGUGAGCAACGGGAGCCCGAUCCUGCGAGAUUUGCUCUUCAGCCCAGAUCAUCAGUACUUAUAUGCCCUCACUGAUAAACAGGUCACCCGUGUACCAGUGGAGAGCUGUGAGCAGUACACUUCCUGUGGAGCCUGUCUGGGAUCAGGAGACCCUCACUGUGGCUGGUGUGUGCUGCAUAAUGUAUGUUCGAGGAAGGAUCGCUGCAAACGAGCAGAAGAGCCUCAGCGUUUCACCACCAGAGUCGAACAGUGUGUCCGACUUUCCAUCCAGCCAGACACCGUCUCCGUCACCAUGUCAGAAGUGCAGCUUGUGCUUCAGACACAGAAUGUGCCGAGUCUUUCUGCUGGAGUGAACUGCUCCUUUGAGGACUACGUAGAAACGGAAGGGCGCAUCUACGGUGGACGCAUCUAUUGCCUGUCUCCUUCGACGAAAGAAAUCGCCCCCAUCACGCGAGACCAAGGUGACCGACGCAUAAUAAAGUUGUAUCUAAAGUCGAAGGAAACUGGGAAGAAGUUUGCCAGUGUGGAUUUUGUCUUCUACAACUGCAGCGUCCACCAAUCGUGCCUGUCCUGUGUCAACGGAAACUUCCCCUGCCACUGGUGCAAAUAUCGCCACAUGUGCACACAGGAUGCCAGCGACUGCUCCUUCCAGGAGGGACGAGUCAACACCUCAGAGGAGUGCCCUCAGAUCCUGCCCUCCACCCAGAUCUACAUCCCUGCUGGAGUUAUGAGGCCGAUCACCCUGCUGGCUCAGAACCUGCCCCAGCCUCAGUCUGGACAGAGAAAUUACGAGUGCAUCUUUCACAUCCAGGGCAACACGCACAGCGUCCCGGCUCUGAGGUUUAACAGCACGAGCAUACAGUGUCAGAAGACCACGUACGACUACGAGGGCAGCGACAUCAGCGACCUGCCGGUUGACCUGUCUGUGGUGUGGAAUGGAAACUUUGUCAUCGACAACCCGUUCAACAUUCAAGCUCACCUGUACAAGUGCAGGGCAUUGCGGGACAGCUGUGGUAUGUGCCUGAAGGCCAACCCCAGGUUUGAGUGCGGUUGGUGUGUUCAGGACAGGAAGUGUUCCCUCAGGCAGGAGUGCACCGGAGGAGGCAAUUCCCACCUCCCCCUCCAGCUGGCAGAAGGUGGAGGGUGGAUGCACGCCACAUCUGGAAACAGCCGCUGCACCCACCCCAAGAUCACCAAGUUAUUCCCUGAGACGGGGCCUCGACAAGGCGGAACCAGGGUGACCAUCUGGGGGGAAAACCUGGGUCUGCAAUUCAGAGACAUCCAGACGGGCGUCAAAUUGGGGAAGGUGCCCUGUGUUCCCGUUGAAGACGAGUACGUGAGUGCCGAAAGAAUAGUGUGUCUGCUGAACGACGCAACCGGCUACAGGGUCCAAGAGGCUCAGGUGGAGGUGUGUGUGAGAGACUGCGUCAACGACUACAGAGCCCUGUCGCCGCGGCCGUUCACCUUUGUGACUCCCUUUUUCACACGUAUCCAGCCGUCCCAGGGGCCCAUUUCAGGGGGAACUCGUGUCACCAUCGAGGGGAGCUACCUCAAUGCGGGCAGCUACGUGUCUGUCAGCAUAGGACCGCUGCCAUGCCAGUUCAAAAAGAGGAAUGCCCGUGAGAUAGUAUGCGUUACACCAGCUGGACUGGCCUCGGGCAGUGCCCCAGUCUUGGUGGACAUCGAUGACGCAGAGCUCAGAAACCCAGAAGUCAAGUUUAACUACACAGAAGACCCCACUGUUCUGAAGAUUGAACCUGACUGGAGCAUUGCCAGUGGUGGAACUCUGCUGACAGUGAGCGGGACCAACCUCGCAACCAUCCGAGAGCCAAAGAUCAGGGCCAAGUAUGGACAGGCAGAGUCCUUUCAUAACUGCACAGUGUAUAACAAUUCAGUCAUGGUGUGCCUCGCUCCGUCAGUGGCGGACUCGGAGCUUGGUUUUUCCGAGACUGGCACCGGUCCCGAUGAGAUUGGGUUCUACAUGGACAACGUGAACGCUCUGGUGGUGGUCAACGAGACAUUCAGCUACUACCCCGACCCGGUGUUUGAACCGUUGAGUCCCUCUGGGAUACUGGAACUCAAACCCACAUCGCCACUUAUUCUCAAGGGCCGUAACCUGAUCCCAGCGGCUCCGGGCAACAGUCGCCUGAACUAUACGGUGCUGAUUGGAGAGACUCCCUGCAUCCUCACCCUGUCUGAGAGCCAGCUGCUCUGCGAAUGGCCCAACCUCACUGGACAGCACAAAGUCACGAUCCGUGCGGGUGGGUUUGAGUACUCUCCCGGGACGCUUCACAUCUACUCUGACAGCCUGCUAACGCUUCCCGCCAUCAUCGGCAUCGGAGGGGGUGGCGGCUUGCUGCUGCUGGUCAUCAUUGCCGUGCUGAUAGCCUAUAAGAGGAAGUCGAGGGACGCUGACCGCACCCUGAAACGUCUACAGCUUCAAAUGGACAACCUGGAGUCCAGAGUGGCCCUGGAGUGUAAAGAAGCUUUCGCUGAGCUACAGACAGACAUCCAUGAAUUAACCCAGGAGCUGGAUGGAGCUGGGAUUCCCUUCCUAGACUAUCGGACCUAUGCAAUGAGAGUUCUUUUCCCUGGGAUUGAGGACCAUCCUGUGCUCAAGGAGAUGGAGGUCCCUGCCAAUGUUGAGAAGGCGCUCACCCUGUUCGGCCAGCUGCUGACAAAGAAGCACUUCCUGCUGACGUUCAUACGAACCCUGGAGGCCCAGAGGUCAUUUUCGAUGCGGGAUCGAGGCAAUGUGGCGUCUCUGAUCAUGACGGCCCUGCAGGGGGAGAUGGAGUAUGCCACCGGGGUCCUGAAACAGCUGUUAUCCGACCUGAUAGACAGAAACCUGGAGAGCAAAAACCAUCCCAAACUGCUGCUAAGGAGAACCGAGUCUGUCGCUGAGAAGAUGCUGACCAACUGGUUCACAUUCCUCUUGUAUAAGUUCCUAAAGGAGUGUGCCGGGGAGCCUCUUUUCAUGCUUUACUGUGCCAUCAAGCAGCAGAUGGAGAAGGGACCCAUCGACGCCAUCACAGGAGAAGCCCGCUACUCCCUUAGUGAGGACAAGCUCAUCAGACAACAGAUUGACUACAAAACACUGACGCUGCACUGUGUAAAUCCAGAGAAUGAGAACGCCCCGGAGGUGACAGUCAAGUGUCUCAACUGCGACACCAUCACUCAGGUCAAAGAGAAGCUGCUCGAUGCCGUGUACAAAGGCAGCCCCUAUUCGCAAAGGCCAAAGGCUUCUGAUAUGGACCUGGAAUGGCGUCAAGGUCGGAUAGCCAGAAUCAUCCUGCAGGAUGAAGAUGUCACAACUAAGAUUGACAACGACUGGAAAAGACUCAACACGCUGGCUCACUAUCAGGUAACAGAUGGUUCAGUGAUUGCCCUGGUGCCAAAGCAGAACUCUGCCUAUAACAUCUCCAACUCCUCCACCUUCACCAAAAGCCUCAGCAGAUACGAGAGUAUGCUGAGGACGGCCAGUAGUCCAGACAGCCUACGUUCUCGAACGCCCAUGAUCACCCCCGAUCUGGAGAGCGGAACCAAACUGUGGCACCUGGUGAAAAACCACGACCACUCAGACCAGAGGGAGGGCGACCGGGGAAGCAAGAUGGUCUCUGAGAUCUACCUGACCAGGCUGCUGGCUACAAAAGGUACGUUACAGAAGUUUGUGGACGACCUGUUUGAGACCAUCUUCAGCACAGCCCACAGAGGUAGCGCGUUGCCCCUGGCCAUCAAGUAUAUGUUUGACUUUCUGGACGAGCAGGCUGACAAACACUCCAUCACAGACUAUGAUGUACGACAUACCUGGAAGAGCAACUGUCUCCCUCUCCGGUUCUGGGUGAACGUGAUCAAGAACCCACAGUUUGUAUUCGACAUUCAUAAGAACAGCAUCACAGAUGCUUGUCUGUCCGUGGUGGCCCAGACCUUCAUGGACUCCUGUUCAACAUCGGAGCACAAACUAGGCAAAGACUCGCCUUCAAAUAAGCUUCUCUACGCUAAAGACAUCCCCAACUACAAGAACUGGGUCGAGAGGUAUUACUCCGAUAUCUCCCGCAUGCCAGCCAUCAGCGAUCAGGACAUGAGUGCCUACCUAGCGGAGCAGUCCCGGCUGCACCUCAGCCAGUUCAACAGCAUGUCAGCGCUGCACGAGAUCUACUCCUACAUCGUCAAAUACAAAGAUGAGAUCCUGUCAGCGCUACAGAAGGACGAACAGUCACGCAGACAGCGACUACGCGGCAAGCUGGAACAGGUUAUCGACACCAUGGCUCUAUCUAGCUGAGGAUCAGCCAAUGGCGCGCCUCAGCUGGCAGGAGAACUGGCUAACCAACACGCCUUUCCCCAACAACUUUGACCCCCUCUCCCCAUUCCUCGCCGUUUUAACACCCGACGUUUAAAGUCUGUCGCCAUCGCCGUCACAACCAACAAUCUACAGCAGCAGAAAGGACUGCGAGAACACAAGCACCCAGCAAGCAGCAGCACACUCGAGAGAGACAGCAGAGUUUGGAACUAAAGUCCCGGCAGCCGGGUUGACUUUUACCCCCUCCCCCAUUGCCUUUCUUUUUCUUCUUCUUCUUCUCUGAGCCUGCCAUAACAACCAAAUCAAGUGCGUCCCCAACCUCAGCCGAUUUUGGACCUCAGCUCAGGAGAGCAUUUAUUUUCAUCAAGUCCCUCAUCACGUCUACAGUUACACGGGAGCAGCUUUGGCCACAAUCAGGAAUGGUACAUGCACAGUGGUGACCAGAAACUCAUCAAGCUGGACCUGAAACAAGCCCAGAGCUAGUAUCUUUUCACAGCCAGUGCUGCAGUUCUGACUCUGAGCCUAUAAAAAAAAAAAAAAAUCCAGAAUACUUGAUUCCUGUGAGGAA